Molecule: messenger RNA, 3143 nt
Organism: Mauremys reevesii (Reeves's turtle)
Lineage: Eukaryota; Metazoa; Chordata; Testudines; Geoemydidae
Product: C-type lectin domain family 4 member A-like
Exons: 6
Coding region: 263-997 (244 amino acids)
Source: RefSeq, a predicted model, not a curated record
UCAGGCUGGGUUUCUGGGUGAAGAAGCCCAAGAGCUGUUCAGGGUGUAUCUCUAUUUCCAAAUGUCUUUCAGUUCUUCUUAGGGGCUUUCCACUCUCAGCCUCUCCUUCUCUCACUGCUUGGAGAGGAUGUAGCAGAGCUUCCUGAACGGAAGGACUCGUGACUGGCAAGUGUCACCCUCUGGCUCUAGGGAAUUAAAAGAUCAAUUUUUAAAUGUGAUGGAAUUAUAAAUAUAUAAAGAACACAGUCCACACAGUCCCUGAAUGGCGUCAGAGAUCACCUACGCCGAGGUGAAGUUUAAGAAUGCACCACCGCCUGCAGAGGCCAAAGCACACCCAGAGAAGAGAAUAUCCCAGAGUGCACCCCAGAAGCACACCCAGUGGCUCCCAUGGCUGAUUGCUGCACUAUUGCUGCUGUUGGCUGUCUCACUCCUCGUCGCCCUCAUUGUUACCCAAGUUGGCCUCAGGACAAAUCAAAGUUGUGAAGAGUACGCGAUGGUGAGGCAGUAUCUCAGGAAGAGGAACUGUGUUGAAGAAGAACCUGAAGGGAAAGAGGAAAUCUGGACGUGCUGCCCCGGGGGCUGGGAGCCCUUUCAGGCCAGCUGCUACUACUUCUCUAAAGACUUUAUGACCUGGGAUGACAGUGAGAGGAACUGCACAGGGAUGGGCUCCCACCUGGUGGUGAUCAACACAGGAGCUGAGCAGGAUUUCAUCUUCACUCGGGUAAAUGGAACAGUUACAGGCAGCGAAGAAAGGAAUUACUGUAUUGGUCUGACUGAUAAGAAGAAGAAAGGCCAGUGGCGGUGGGUGGAUGAGACUCCAUAUAACGAAACUGCAGCGUUCUGGAGACCUGAGGAACCCAGUCCUCACAACAAUGAGAACUGUGCUGUCAUGCAUGUGCCAAGAGAACAAAAUUCACAUGGUAACAGGAAUUGGAAUAACGUCCCUUGUUCCAGUGCAUAUCAUCGAAUUUGUGAGAUUGCAACACUUAGAUUUUGAGGAAGAACCCCCAUCCUGGAUGUGAGGCUGGAGAGUUAGCGUAUCUCUCGCUGGGGUCAUCUCACAGACAGACCUGGUGGGAGGGUUUGGAUCAGCCCUGGGCUAUCAUUACAUUGGGUGUAGGCAGUGGAGGGUGAUAUUGAGGCCCAAACUCACUCACUAGAUCAAUUUUGGAAAACUCUGAAAACAGCUGAAAAUAUCUAAUGUGGAACAAGCCAAAGUGCAGUGAGCUCUACCUGUGAUGUCAUUGAAGCUCCCAGGAGACUGGUGUAGGAAGCAGGCUGGGGCAGUAAGUUUGCCCUGGGAAAUCUUGAAGGGAGGUUUCCCAUUCAUAUUUACCCUCCCAGUGUUGGUCAAGAUAACAACUUACAUUGUCUGCAUAUUGCAGCAGGGCUGUUAAAAGCAGGAAUAAAGCCCUGUCCAUACUGCAGAAAUAACUAGGUCAGACCUGUUUCCCCUUGACUCUGCUACAACACAGUUCCACCUUGUAACAGAAAUGGGGCUUUGUCCAUGUCCCUGAGCAAUGCUAAAACCCUUGAAUGGUCCAGUGCUCUAACAUGGGCAGUUGGUGAAUCCCCGCUUUGGGGAGGCUAGCCCGCCGGCCCCGCCCCUUCCACACAAGGCCCCACCCCCACACACAUUGGAGCCCCCAAACCUCUCUCCCCCCAUAAAAGGAAAAGCCCAGAGGCACCCCCCCAAACUGGAGGAGCCCCGGCCCGCCUACCCCAGCCACAUCGAUACAAGCCACCGCCAGCCCCCGACCCACCACCCACCAUCCUCAGCACCAGACCAAGCACCCCCCACCCCGAGUGCCAGGCCAGCCCCAGUGCUGGGCCGAGCCACAGGCCGCCCUGCCCCUGACAACCCCCCUGCCACAGUCGGACUGGGCUGAGCUGCCGGCAGCCACCCCGAGCACCAGCUCCUCCCCACCCCAAAGGCCCUGCCCCUGCCGAGCAACUGGCCCCAGCAGCACCCGGCCAAGCCUCCUCAGUCCACCGGCCACUGGCUCUCCGCAUCGCUCCUCACUCCCCUGUCCUGAGGAGGAGGGACACAGCGAGCAGCAGGGACCUUCGGGGGUGGAAUGGAGGAGGCAGUGGAAGUCUUGGGGAAUGUCAGGGGCCACCACAGCCCAGUUGUCCGGUGGCGAGUCAGCACAGUAAAGCCUUCCCUGGCUUAUUAUACCCACCACCCAUGCGCUUUAACAUCACUCAGGGACAGAGGCUUGUCUACACAUGGAACUGAACUGACUGAACUACAGUACAUGGGUUUACAAACCACUUUAGUUACAUUGGUGCAACUCCCUUGUGUGGAGGCUUUUAUUGUGGUUUAGGAUUGAUGCUUUAUACCCAGUCGGUGAGAAAUCACCUAACCUAAAUUAAUAGAGGGCUCUUUUAUACAGAAAUAAGAGUGUCAGCAUGGAUGGGGUGGCACCAAUUUAACUUCAUCAGCAUCUAAACUCAUUUCGUUAAAUUGGUGCCGUUUUCUCAUGGAGACAAGCCCACAGUUGAAAUCAACAACAUCAAGCCCUGCUGACACCAUGCUGGGAGACCUAUCUCUUUUAUCUGGGCCCUCUAAUCUGGCUUUACCUGCAGUGUAAACAAGGCCUAAGCAGUACAGUGAAUAGCUAUUCCUAAUAAUUACUGUCUGUGAUAAAUAUUCACAAGUGCUGUGUGAGCAGAAGAGCCAGAAAACCACAGUAAAAACCCCAAACUGUAGAAUUAUGGCCACUGAUUCUUGUUGACAGUUUAAAUAUAUUCUUACUGGAACAAAACAAAUGAACCAUUGUGUUAGAGCCAUAAACACCCUGUCGUGCUGAGGUGCAGAAAGAGGGCAGAAUGUCAGCUGACACCCUGAUCCUAAGACUGUACCUCCUAGGCCUUGAAAAGAUCUUCUAGUUCUCAUCUCACCUGUGAGUCAGGGCAGGGUUGGUUCCUGCAGCACAUUCUCCACUUCCUUAUCUCAUUCUGCUUUGAAUUACUUGAGCAAUGUGGUUUCCACCACUUCCUUUGAAGAGGUCUCAGUCCUGUUAAUGGAUUUAGAAUCAUAGAAUGUCAGGGUUGGAAGGGACCUCAGGAGGUCAUCUAGUCCAACCCCCUGCUCAAAGCAGGACCAAUCCCCAGACAGAUUUUUGCCCUAGAUCCCUAAA